AUGGAAGGGGAAGAAAAAUUAAAAAAGCUUAACAAAAUGAAGGGAAAAGAUAUUGUGGAUAGAUCAUUAUAUUCAUUUAAUAAUAUUAAGAAAAUGUACUAUAAAAAAUAUUAUGAUGCCGAGAUGAAGAAGAAGAGUAUUUUUAACAAUGAAAGUAUAAUUGACAAUAAAAUAAGAAUAAAUGAGGAUUUGGAAAAAAUAGACAACCCAAAGGAAAUUAAAGAUAAAAAACUAUUUGUAAAUCCAGCAAUCAGUUUCAAGGCAAUUCUUGAUAGAAAGGAUUCGAGAAAUUUAUUGAGUGAGAAUAGUAAAUUGAAGCUAAAAAAUGAAGGAGAAAAAAGUGAAGAGGAAAAUAAAUCUAAAAAUGCUGAAAAAGAUGGCAAGGCUCUUGUUUCUUCAAACAAAAUCGCCAAUUCCUCAAAAUUUUCUCCUUUUACUCCAAUUAACUAUUUAGAGGAGGAUGUAUUAGAUGAAAGAUAUAUAAGAUUUAUUUCAAGUAAUGAAGAUCCUAGAAAGAUUAUUCCUUCGCUGGACCUAGGAGUUAUUGUUAAUGAACUUAAUAAACGAUUUAUGCACCUCCAAAAAAUUAGAAUGAAGAAUAGCUGUCAAGAUAAAAAUGUUAAUUUGACUUUUGGAGAAUUUCAAGGUACUGAUUUAAUAUCAGCAGAAAAUGUUCUUUUCUCGAAUUUAUUUAGUAAAAAUUUACACUAA
Molecule: messenger RNA, 711 nt
Organism: Meloidogyne enterolobii
Lineage: Eukaryota; Metazoa; Nematoda; Chromadorea; Rhabditida; Meloidogynidae
Source: the annotation of a GenBank genome assembly